AUGGCUCUUCGUUCUGCGCCCCUCUUGCUCUUGGUGUUAGUGUUGGUGGCCCUCCGGGAGAGCUGCUUCGGCGCCUCCUCCCACUCCCUGAAGUAUUUCUCCACCGCCAUCUCGGAGCCCAGUCAGGGGCAGCCCCAUUUUGUCUCUCUGGGGUACGUGGACAAUCAGCUCUUCAGUUACUACGACAGCCACAGCUGCAGGGAGCAGCCUCGAGCCUCCUGGAUGGAGAGGUUGGGGAAGGACGACCCCCAGUACUGGGACAGUCAGACCCAGAUGGCACGUGACCAAGAGGAGCCGUUCAGAGAAAACCUGGAGACUCUGAGGUAUCGCUACAAUCAGAGCGAAGGCCUUCACACAUGUCAGAAGAUGUAUGGCUGUGAGCUCCAGAGAGAUGGGAGCAAAGUAGGGUUUCAACAAUAUGGCUACGAAGGGAGGACCUUCAUCACCUUCGACAAGGAGACCCUCACCUGGGUGGCUCCUGACCCCCAGGCCCAGAUCACCAAGAGGAAAUGGGACGCUUUUCCAGGAUAUAAUCAAAGAAAGAAGGCCUACCUGGAGGAAGAAUGUAUUGAGUGGCUGGAGAAGCACCUGUCCUAUGGGAAGGAGACACUGCUGAGGACAGGUGAGCAUCUGGAUCCAGGCUGGACUUUCCUCCUUUAUGGCUGGAUCUCCUGUACAUAUUCAGCCCCUUUGGGUCCCUGGUCUUUAGGCUGUUUGCUCUGGUAG
Molecule: messenger RNA, 726 nt
Organism: Thamnophis sirtalis
Lineage: Eukaryota; Metazoa; Chordata; Lepidosauria; Squamata; Natricidae
Source: RefSeq, a predicted model, not a curated record